AUGGCCGACGUUCCGCGCGCAACUCUGAAUACGGGAGCUAAGAUCCCUCUCAUCGGUCUCGGGUGUUGGAUGGGCGAGCCUGGAGCUGGCGAGCGCGCGUAUGAGAUGACCAAGAAAGCCAUCGCUGCGGGAUACAGGCACAUCGACACCGCCGCAGGAUACGCCAACGAAGAAUACGUAGGGAAAGCGAUUCGUGACUCAGGCAUCCCGCGCUCCGAGUUCUUCAUCACGACCAAGCUUCACAACGUGCACCACGACCGUGUAUCUGCCGCCCUCUCCGACUCACUCAAAGCGCUCGGCACAGACUACGUCGAUCUAUACCUCAUACACUGGCCUCAAGCAGCCAAGGGCGAGGUCACCGACUUCAACGCGAGGACGUUACAACCUGACGAGCAUCCCACUAUCAAUGAAACCUGGGCCGAAAUGGAGAAGGAGUUUGAGAGCGGGAAGGCGAAGGCCAUUGGUGUGAGCAAUUUCAGCGUGAAGAAUCUGGAGAGGCUGGAGAAGACUUGGAAAGUCGUGCCGGCAGUGAAUCAGGUCGAGAUGCAUCCGUUUCUGCCGCAGCAGGAGACGAAGAGGUGGUGCGAGGCGAAGGGCAUACAUAUGACGGCGUAUUCGCCUUUCGGCCAGCCGACCGAUGCCUCGACAGGCCCAUCAUUGCUGAAGAACGAAACGAUCGGUAAGAUCGCGGAGAAGUAUAGUGCCACGUCGGGCCAGAUUAUACUCAGCUGGAGCCUCCAACGCGGGACGAGUGUAGUACCCAAGAGCGAGAAUGAGGACCGGUUGAGGAAGAAUAUCACCAUCGUGAAGCUUGAGGAUGCAGACGUUAAGACUAUCGAUGAGCUGCAUACUCAACCGGGCUUGCACCGCUCGUUGCUCAUGUACCAUGAUCAUGGGGUUGUAUUUGGCUGGACGCACGAGCAGCUCGGCUGGCCGUUCGACGCGGAGGGCGUUGUUGUGCAGGCGUGA
Molecule: messenger RNA, 969 nt
Organism: Peniophora sp. CBMAI 1063
Lineage: Eukaryota; Fungi; Basidiomycota; Agaricomycetes; Russulales; Peniophoraceae
Source: the annotation of a GenBank genome assembly